CUGGAAACAACCACUUCACCCCUCCCUGUAAACAACCAUCCCACAUCUCCCUGUGGACGAUGCUGCAGGGCUGAGGACCCGGCCCCGCCCACCGCGGUCACGUGACGCGCCCCGCCCGACACGUGACUCGCCUGACCCGGAAGUGGCGCGCGGGGGACGCUGACGCUGGAACAAAGAUGGCGGCCCGCGGCGCUGGGGCCGUGCUGGGGCUGCUGCUGCUGCUGCUGCUCCGCGCGGGCCCGGCCCGCGCCCGCGUCCAUCACCUCACCCUCAAAGAUGAUGUGAGGCAGAAAGUGCACCUGAAUACCUUUGGCUUCUUCAAGGAUGGUUUCAUGAGAGUCAAUGUCAGCAACCUCUCCCUGAAUCCAGCAGCGAGGCCUGAAGACAAGGAUCGUUUAUCAGUGGGAUUCAGUUUGGAUCGAACAAGGAAUGAUGGUUUCUCCACUUACUUGGAUGAAGAAGUGGAUUACUGUAUCUUGAAGAAGACACCAGCACCAGAUGUCUCUGUUGUAAUCUUACUUCUGGACUUCUGGACUGGAGUUGUGAGAGUACGGUUCUCUUCACAAGCUGCUUCUUUGUUACCUAAAAUUUUAUUUGUAUCUGAGGAAAACGGUACUGCCCUAAAUACCAAGGUGCUAAAAACUUCUGAACCAAGCAAUGAUUCUGCUAGAAAUCCUCCAAAGACCAACGAAAAUCCAGAUGGCAAAGGUAAGAAGUCCAAACGAAGUACAACAUCCUCCCAGACCGUGUUAGAACAAGAACAUCCUGUUCACAAUGACGGAGGAACUUUUUCAUUUCAGUUCUCUUUUAACAUCAGCUCAGAUAAACAAGAAGGUCUCUACAGCCUGUAUUUCCACAAGUGUGUUGUCGAGAAAGGGGCAGCUAACGAUCAGCAGCUGUUUAGUCUUGAUAUAGAUAUUACGGAAAAGAAUCCUGAAAGCUACCUCUCAGCAGGUGAAAUCCCACUGCCAAAGCUUUACAUUUCCAUGGCCAUCUUCUUUUUCCUGUCUGGAACUGUAUGGAUCCACAUCCUUCGUAAGCGCAGAAAUGAUGUCUUUAAGAUCCACUGGCUCAUGGCAGCCCUUCCUUUCACCAAAUCAUUGUCCUUAGUCUUCCACGCGAUCGACUAUCACUACAUCUCUUCUCAGGGAUUCCCCAUCGAGGGCUGGGCUGUUGUUUAUUACAUCACUCACCUACUGAAGGGAGCUCUUCUGUUCAUCACUAUUGCCCUCAUUGGCACAGGCUGGGCUUUCAUUAAACACAUCCUGUCAGAUAAAGACAAAAAAAUCUUCAUGAUUGUCAUCCCACUUCAGGUACUGGCAAAUGUGGCCUACAUCAUCAUAGAGUCAACAGAGGAGGGGACAACUGAGUAUGGACUGUGGAAAGAAAUCCUUUUCCUGGUGGACUUGCUGUGCUGUGGAGCCAUCCUGUUCCCAGUGGUAUGGUCAAUAAGACAUUUGCAAGAGGCAUCAGCAACAGAUGGGAAAGCUGCCAUUAACCUAGCAAAGCUGAAGCUCUUCAGACAUUACUAUGUCAUGAUUGUGUGUUACAUUUACUUCACACGGAUCAUUGCAAUUCUCAUAAAGAUUGCUGUUCCAUUCCAGUGGAAAUGGCUGUACCAGCUGCUGGAUGAAAUGGCCACACUGGUUUUCUUUGUCCUUACUGGGUACAAAUUCCGUCCAGCAUCAGACAACCCCUACCUACAGCUCUCUCAAGAUGAUGAGGAUGACUUGGAGAUGGAAGCUGUGGUGACAACUUCAGGAGUAAUGGAGGGCAUGAAGAAAGUCAAGAAAGUGGUGAAUGGUUCAGCAGAGCCCCAGGGCGAAUGGGAAAGCAUGGCAUGAUGGACUGGACUAAGGCAGCACUUUCAGAGAAACUUUUUUAAUUUAUUAAUAUUACUCUCAGUGGAAAGGGAGCAACUUGCACUCCCCACCACUGAAACUGCAGAGUGGGGUGUGUCUAGGGAGAGCAAAGCAGUGCAGAAAUAUAACUAUUCCUUUGAUCAUAAGAAAAUGGGAUCUCUUGGUACCUGCAAGGAGUGUGAAGCUUUCCUAGGGAUUUGGGGUAGCUUUUUUUCCCCCCCCCUUUCUGGAUCGGUUCUUUUUUCUGAAUUGUUGUGUUCUUCAGAAUGUGUAAUACUAAUGUGAAGAGGGAUCUUCAGUGUGUAUGUAAAGAAUAUAUUUUAUAUAAUGCUCAUAUAUCUACACACACACACACACUUGCUAUGUAACAUGAAUGCUGGGACUUGCAAAGCCUGUCAGAAGGUGGAAAAAGAAGAUAAAGACAUGUAAGUAUUUUUUUUCUUUUUAUAAACUCUCCUUGUGGCAUGGACGAAACAUUGCAAAACAAAUGGAUAGGAACAACUGCAGUUAUUUGAGAGACUGAAGGGAUGUUGGAUCAGAUGACUUCUGCCACUGCUCAUGCAAGUGUGAAAGGUGAUAAGUAUCUUCUUGUCUUAUCCCUGCAGGUGUCCACCUGAAUGUGUCAGGUUUUCAGAUGUGUUGCUAUACAGGAAAUGAGUGACUGUUCUCCAUUAAAGCACUAAGCCCAUAGUGCAGUAAACAUUUAUGUACAUUCUCCAGUGUCCUUGGAGUUGCUCUUGACUCAGCCCCACCUGACAAGAAGUACACAAGAGGUGUAAGACUGAUGCUUGCUUUUUAGGGGUCUGCCUAAAUGUUUACUUUCAAGCUGUGACCCAGAGCACUUUGGUUUGCUUUGUAAAAUAUUUUCAAGGUUUUUCAAAAGUCACUCCUUUCUGGCACAGUAUAAACAGUACCAGACUCUCCAGUGGAAAUCUGUCUAGCCAUUUUACUGCAGCAUAAAUCUCUGGUUCACAGUUACCCUGAAUUACUGGGCCUCUCUGAAUGGCUACUUGUACCUCUCUGGCUGUGUGGGAUUAAUGACACUGCUGUUGAGAUGAGCUGAACUGGUCAAAGUGGUAUUGCCAUCAAAAACAGACAGCUGUAACUCACAGUCCUAAAUGUUGGGGUUUUCUUUUGUCAGGAGAGGAGAAGAUUAUGACCAGAACCUUGAUGCAGGGGAAAAUGCAGUCCUUGACUGUUAACUGCAGACUUGCAGUGGAGUCUUUACAGACAUGUUCCAAAAUGCCCACAUGUGUUUUCUCUGUAGUCCCUGGGGUUGGUGUAGGGCACUUGGUGUCCAGAGCUGUGGCAGUGAAAAUGAGCAUUCAUUUGGGGGAGGAUGGAAGUGGCUCACUGGUGCAAUGAGGAUUAGCUUUAACAAAAAUAAAUCAGCUCUAAGUCACUGACCCACUGAAGCCUUAAUAUUGAUGCAGAGGCCCUGCACAGAGUGGUGCCUCUGCCAGGGUGUCAGGGAGAGGCUUCAUCAGAGCCCUGGAUGUGCCAGCAUCGCUUACAGACUCAUCCAGGAACUGCUUUUUUGGAGGGACUACAUUUCUGGGGCACAGCUGAUGAGGAGCCACUGGUGUAUUUUAUUCUCCAAUCUGAGAAGGAGGAUUUCCUCAAGAAUCUUGAACCACUUCCUCACUCCUGAGCAGGGAUUGUGGAGCUCCUGGUGAGCUGUCUGUACCAGGACUUGCUGUUUGAGGAGCAGCACCACUUUCCCCCAUUGCUGCUUCUUUUCCCAGCUGUUGGUUCUAUGCACCAUGGAAACAAAUCUACCUGCUUUGAUACCUGGAACUGCUUUCUCUUCAGAUAAAGCACAAGAAGAAGAGCAUUUGUCUCUGGCUACAGGUUUCUCUUCUGUUUUCCUCCUGAGCUGUAACUUCACAGUAAUCACAGCAGUGAUAGUUUGACUUUGCUGUCAUUGCCUUGCAGUGAGACAGUUUUAGUGAGAAGAGAUCCUAUACCAGUGGAAAGGCUGCUUGGUGACCUAUGGGCCUUUUAGGCCUUCUGGAGGAAGAAAUCUGCAUAUUUAGCUGAAGUGUGAGAAAUUGGACCAUAAACAAACAGGCAGUCCCAGCUCAUCAUACACUUAAAUGCAAUAUCUGGAAAAUUCAUCCUCUGCAGUUAUUCUGUCCCUUGUCACUCCCUGCAUCCAAAGGGUGCUUGAACAGGCUCUGAAGUUUGCUCAGAGAAGCCCACUGAAGACUUGGAGUGUGUUGGCACUGAGGAGCUCUGUGAAGCUGGAAGGAAUCCUCCACCCAGCACAGCUGUGAAGGUAUUGAUCUGCCUCUCCCAGGAGAAGCCAAACUUGUUCAUUUUGGAGAGAUCUCAUACCAGGAGGCAGUAGCCAAAUUGGAGGGGCUACAAAGAACAGCUGCAGUGACUGAGAUGAAGGAAUUGGGCAAUGGCAGAAGAUGACAAGAAUUAAAACUGUAAGCCUGACUAAGUGAUGAUUCAAGAAAGCCAAGAAGAUGUAGCUCAGUACAAAAUGGCUGCAUGGGGGUAACCCACAGAAAUGGGUUUGGAAUUUGUGUGGCUGAAGGCUGAGCUGUGGAGAGGUGAGAUGGAACAAAAGCAGAAGAAAACAAGAUGUUAAGAGAAACCUUUUGCCAAUGAGUUUGGCUGCAAACAAUCUCCCUGGAGAAAUGGAGGCAGUUCUGUGUUGUUUUAGAUAAUCAGCACUAGGCUGGACAAAUCACUGCUAAAUACACUGCAGGGAAUGACCCCUCGUUGGCUGUGAGCUGGAUGAAAUGCCUGGCUCAGCCAUUUUCCAUUUGCUUAUCUCAGUGGGAAAUAUAUUGCAUGCAUAAUUCCUGGUUUGGGGGGGUCAUUUUAGUUUUACUGUUAAACCUCACAGAUUGAGUGAGCCUGGCUGCUCCAUAGGAGGAACACGUUGAAAUGAAGCUGGUUGGUGUGUGCCCUAAUCUGUAUUCUGAGUCAGGCAGGGUUUUAACUGUUGCUGCAAAAUCUGAGAGGAAAUUUCUGCUGGGAUUUAACAAGCACACAAUGCCUGAGUGUUGCCAUGAAUCAGAGCAGCCUUAUGGGAGGCAACAAUUCCAACUCUUAAACAGCAACAAAAUUUGAAGAAUAGGAGUAGGUCAAUCAGGUCGAUUUUGUGUGUUUGAAUGUUUUUGGGCAUUGUUGUGGUUUUGUUUGGUUUUAACGAUUGCAGGGUAGGGUUUGGGUGGGCAGACAUCACUGCUGACUGCACAGUUUGCUUACAAAGCUUGCUCAAGGGACUUGUGUCUUGUCUUAAAACCAGAGCAGGUCAGCACCAGCUGCCCCAGCCUCCAAAUGUCCUCAGCAGCCAGACCCCGGGCACCGAGGGGCUGAUGAGCCAAUGUAGCAUUCAUGACUAAUCAAGAGGCUGAUUUCUGUCUGGUUUGUGGUGUGAAACCCAGCAGGACACCCAUUCCUGUGCCCUCUGCAUGCUCAGAGCUCAGCACAGGACACCGAGCUGCAUUUGGAGCAAACAUCUGGGCAGGAUCACAGGAGAGCUGCAAGCCACGUGACUUCCCUUUAUUUUGAAGGCUCUGAUGCUUCACUACUCCCCUGCUGACCCACUCCUGCUUUGGCACGAGAAAACUCUGACCAAAUUUUGGCUUUUCCACAAAAAAAACCCACCAACUCCAGGCUGUGUGUGCUCUGCUCCGUGAGUUCACUGCCAGGCUGAUGUCUCCAGUCACAGAUUCCUCGCUCAUGUGGUCUGUUGGUUUUGGAGCAUCUUCUCGAGCUGCUUUUGGGUCUGAGCACAUCAGUGAGGAGGAUGAAGAAGGGGAAAAGAAAACAUCAUUUGUGAUGAUGCACAGAGUGAGCACACGCGAUCGGGGCAGGCUGCACCUCGCUGCUUGCAUGCAGUGCUAUUCCCACGAGGCAGCUGCAAUCCUGGCAGUUAAAUCAGGAAGGAUGCGUUGGGGAAAACCCCCGUGAUGGCGUCUGAGGAUGCUGAUUAAAUGUGCACAGCCUGGUGAGCCCACGUGGAACAAAAGGCUGCGUGGCUGAGCCUGACAGACUUGCUGUGUCCUGGGGAAAAAGAACUCCGAGGUUUUAUUAAACACUUUCAAGUAGCUACCCGAGGAAGGAAAAGCUUUCUGCAGACACACACUCGGCUGUGCAGCCCACACACCUCCCAGCUUUUCCAGUCAGAACGUGGAGACUCGGAUCCAUCCCAACCUCUAGCGCUGGUGUGGCAAGAGGGGUAAGCUCAAAGCUUCCCUUUGAGCAGGAACCUGCUGUGACCACAGCAGCAACAGCAAAUAUUGCCCAGGGAAUGAUCAUUUCCAUGGCUGCACUCUGGGGAUCAGACAGCAGAAGCCCUGCAAGCGGCACACGCUGCUUCAUCAAAAAGCCAGCCCGGGUCAGGCUGGGCUGGCUCUGAGCUUGUCCUGCAAUUGCUGAUGGUGGGAGAUGUGAGCAAUGCCUGAGGUCUGUCUUGGAGGAGAGAGCCAAGGGGAUUUAUAAAGCAAAACUACUCUCAAGGAAGGACUGGCCUGCAGUGGAUUUUCCUCUGAGCAAACAACCCAGCUCCUUUCUGGGCACACUGACCACAUUCAGCUGGGCAUGUUUGUUUUCUGUUCCAGUUGCUGUUCAGAUCUCAAUCCUGUCAGCCCCAGGAGUCUUUCCACACUUUGCCUGUGUUGCUCUGCCUGUAGAAAUGUCACUUCAUCCUAGAAAAUGUCACCAGGGUUGUUAUUUAAACAGUAAUAGGGUUAAAGCUAAUAAUUGGGAAGUGAAAGUGACUGCCUUGCAUAGUUUCCGAUUACUUCUCUCGGUUGUGUGAUUUGAGUUCUCAGUGCUUCACGUGGUGGAGGCAGGGUAGAGUUUUAAAUAGAAUUAAAUCCUUUCAACAUCAGUUCUGCAGCAGCAGAGCCUGUGCUAGAAUGCCUGUGCUGUGCAGGGAAGGUUUGGGACCUGGCUGGAACCCCAGCUGGGCACUGCCAGGUCAUGCUCUGCACACAAAAGGACACCCCUGCUGCAGUGUGGUUACAGGCACAGAUUAAGGGAAACACUGCAAAAAUUGGAGUUUGGCUGAUGGGCAGCAAGAAAGGAGCUGCACAGGAUGUUUUGCAGCACAUUUGGGGACUAGACUGGAAUCUGAUGAGACCUGUGUUGGAGUUGUAGGCAGGCCUUUGUCCCUAAAAGCCAUGCAGAUGCUGGAAGUGACUGGGAGGGAUGCUGGAGGGGAGACGCUGCCUCACAGAGCUCUCUCUGCCACGUGCUGCCAAUCCCCUGUCGCUCAGUGCCAUCCCUCCAGCUCAUCCCCCAGGCUGUGCCGCUGCUGGGACAUGCUGAUGGUGUUUUUAUCCUCUUCUGCCUUAAUGAGCUCGUUUGUGUGAGGCUGGGAAAUGGAGGACGAGGCAUUUUAGAAACAUCCACUUGGGGAAUGUAUCCCUGGAGAAGUGAGUGUCAGGACACGUUUGGCUGGUUAAAAACAAUAAAGGUGCAAAGAGCA
This is a messenger RNA of Catharus ustulatus (Swainson's thrush), 7317 nucleotides long. It is a transcript of the gene GPR107, whose product is annotated as G protein-coupled receptor 107. The record is from RefSeq and is a predicted model, not a curated record. Gene Ontology annotation, molecular function: clathrin heavy chain binding. Gene Ontology annotation, biological process: clathrin-dependent endocytosis. NCBI's taxonomy places the organism in Eukaryota, Metazoa, Chordata, Aves, Passeriformes, Turdidae. The transcript has 22 exons. Gene Ontology annotation, cellular component: clathrin-coated vesicle; membrane; Golgi apparatus. The coding region runs from base 177 to 1844 and encodes 555 amino acids.